CGGAGCGUGCUCAGACAGGCACGAGCAGCAGCUCUGAAAUCAGACCUCGCUCUGUUGCUCUCUCAACACCAUCUCACACACAGAACAGACAUGAAGACCAGCCUUGCCUGCCUUACCCUGCUCCUGGCCGUCAUCCUGGCUGUGUCAGGGUUCCCCAUGGAGAGGAAGGGGGGCGCAGGGGGCCGGGGGAAGGAGCGAGCGGUGCAGUAUGCGGCCUGGGAGGACGUCAACGUGAUCGCCCACGGGCUGCUGCAGCUGGGCCAGGGGCUUAAGGAGCACGUGGACAAGACCAAGAUGCAGAUGAGAGACAUCUCAGCCCACAUGAAGGCCCUGGAUGCCUCGGUGUCGCGGCUGGGGGAGGAGGGCCAGAAGCUGCGGGAGAAGGGGGAGCAGCUGCAAGCACGGGUGCAGGGUCUGGAGCAGCGGGGGCAGGAGGAGGAGGGGCAGGAGGAAAGGAGGAGGGUGGAGGAGAGGAUGAGACGCCUGGAGGAGAAGGUGGACGGGAUGAUGCAGGGGGAGGGGCUGACAGACAUCGCCCCGGGCAACGGCAACUACACUGAAGCUCUGCAGUGGAUGCUGGAGAACCAAAACAAGCGCAUAGACGACCUGGUGGAUCGUACCCGCCUGCAGCAGGAGAAGCUGGACAAGCAGACCAUCCGCAUCAGAACCCUGCAGAACCAGAUCCAGGUUACGAGAGAGAGAGCGUUGAAGCCAGAGGACAAGGUUCAGCCUGGCACCGUGGAGCAGCGGGACACCCCCAACAAGCUGGCAUCGGACUGCCAUGAGGUGUUCCUGAGGGGGGGCAGCAGCAGUGGGGUGUACACCCUCCAGCCCCCCCACGCCAACCAGCCCUUCCAGGUCUACUGCCACAUGACCUCUGAUGGAGGCUGGACGGUGGUCCAGAACAGGCAGGAUGGCUCAUUUGACUUCGACCAGCUGUGGUCGGCCUACCAGACAGGGUUUGGGAGUCUGAAUGGAGAGUUCUGGCUGGGUCUGGAGAAGAUGUACGCUGUGAUGCGGGACUCAGACUACCUCCUGAAGAUCCAGUUUUCUGAUUGGAGGGGCGACUCUGAGACACUGAGCUACAGGCUCCGUCUGGGCGGUGAGGAUAGCCACUACGCCCUCCGGCUGGAGCCUGGCACGCUGACCUCUGACCCCGAAGGCAGUCUGCACAGUGCUCUGACCCCUGACCAUGCUGGCCUGCCCUUCUCCACCCGCGACCAGGACCACGAUCUGAAGAACAACGCCAGCUGUGCCAAGCAACUCUCAGGUGGCUGGUGGUUCAGUAACUGUGGCAGGUCCAACCUGAACGGGCGCUACUUCCAGAGCCCGCUUCCCAAGCAGCGGCACCAGAGGAAGCAGGGCGUGUUCUGGAAGACCUGGAGGGGGCGCUAUUACCCCCUGAAGACCACCCGCAUGAUGAUCGCACCUACCCAGAUACACAACAAGUCAUAGAGGAGAGAGGUGCUCCACACUGAACUGAAAAACCCUGAGAGACGGGUUUGUCCCCCGAGGGGCCCCCAGCCCAUAACAAAGGCCCUGUAGAGACACACCCUCUCAAAUGACUGUAGAAAUUACAACGGAGAGUCUGUGUCUUCUAAACUCUGCUUCUAGAAUGUUCAACCCUGCUUCUACAAUGUUCAGGUGUCUAAAGAAACCAAGACUUAUGAUUCUGCAUUGGUGUCUGGUUGAGUAAAGUGUGCGUGUAAGAAAGAGAGCUAGAGAGAGAGAGCAGCACAGCUCAUGAUAUGACUAGAUGCCAGAAUGCUAAAACAGGCCCCAGCCUGUGAGCCUGCCAUCUCAGGAACAAAAGCAGUCUGUUCAGACCUGCCCUUCCCAAAUGUACCAUACCCAGCUGUACCAUACCCCAACUGUACCAUACCCAGCUGUACCCUACCCUACUGUACCCUACCCUACUGUACCCUACCCCAACUGUACCAUACCCAGCUGUACCCUACCCUACUGUACCCUAACCCAGCUGUACCAUACCCCAACUGUACCAUACCCAGCUGUACCCUACCCUACUGUACCCUACCCCAACUGUACCAUACCCUACUGUACCCUAC
Molecule: messenger RNA, 2066 nt
Organism: Hypomesus transpacificus
Lineage: Eukaryota; Metazoa; Chordata; Actinopteri; Osmeriformes; Osmeridae
Gene: angptl4
Product: angiopoietin-like 4
Exons: 7
Coding region: 91-1455 (454 amino acids)
Biological process (GO): triglyceride homeostasis
Molecular function (GO): enzyme inhibitor activity
Source: RefSeq, a predicted model, not a curated record